AUGUGGGAGACUGAAGAUGAGGGAGGGGCGUAUAGGACUCCUUCCAGGAGCUCGCGGCGAUCUUCUCGCCAGAAAUCAUCAUCACCGCCUCCAAACCAAGGAUCAAAGGAUAUCACAAGAGACGAAAGUCGGAACUUACAGCGCAAUAGUAUUUCCAUACUCGACCCUCGAAGGUUUACCCCAACAUUACACGCGAACUUGGUUUCCGAGAUUCUAGCCCUGCGGAGAGACCAGGAGGAGAAGAUCAAAACAAUUGAAAGCUUGGAGUCGUCAUUGCAUAAUACCCUAGGAGAACACGAAGAAGUGGAAACCAACCUUGGAGCUACCGCGAAGGAAAAUCGGUCGCUAAAGCGUCAAUUGGCAUUAUUGGAAGGAGGAACGUCUUCAGCACUUUCUGAACUUGCUAGAGAACGUGAUGACGCUGCGGAAUCCAAUAAUGACAUGAAACGGAGGUUGGAAACGGCGCAAAAGAAAAUCAAAAGCCAGGACGACGAGUCCGACCGAGUCCAUGAGCUGUGGGAGAGAGAUAAAGACAAUUGGCAAGACGAUAGAAGGAAGCUGGAGCACAAAGUUCAUGUGGCUGAGGGACGAUUGCGAGCUGUACUCGACGAAGUUGCUGCGUAUCAAGCAAACCACCAAAAUGCACAGCAGCAGCCUGAAAGUGAAGCAGAGGAGAUGUCUCGAGAUCCUGUCCAGAGUGACACUGCCAGUGUGCGGAGCAUGAGCAUGACCAAUAGUAUUCGAUUUUCAAUGCUGAACGGCCCCAAUGGUGGAACAAAACUGAACGGGAUCAGCUUGGCAGAUGAGUUGGGCCUCGACGAUGAUGAGGAAGUCCAGACAGAUCAAGAUGGGAGGGAAAGCUCUUUCUCUGUCCGUCACAAUCGAACACAGAGCCGCGAGAGCGUCUUCUCCAAGCAUCAUCGACGUAACCAGAGCAAUGAGAGUCUCAUGCGACCAGGUAGCGUUGCACGAGGCAGGCUAAUACUAAAUCAAUCAGUAUUGGAAAGACUUGAAGGUGGCAUUUUGGAAGACGAUGAGUCGGUACUACCGAAGGUCAAAGUCGAGUAUAUUGAUACCGGGUCUCAAUAUUCGCCUCCUCCAUCGCCUGAGUUGCCUGCGUCUGUUCCUCAAUCCCCUGUCGAGCAUUUGGCCAUAAAUGGCGCUGAUGAUAUUGCCAAAGAGGAGAGACUGGAGCCAGAACAUAUUCCACGAGAGUGGGAAAUAGAGGCUAAUCAGCGAAGGAAGCGUGUGCAUGCAAGCCCUUUGAUGAUUGAAGCGUCAAGCGGAGGACGGAUGGUUUCUGCAGCAUCUCAGACUGGCGAAGAGCCUCUGAGCCCUCCUAGAACGCCUAUAUCACCUACCAGAGCCCCCCCACCUCCACCACCAACAGAGCUUGUCGUUACACCCCAAAUGAUAUCAAUGUCAACGCAAACAAAUGCUCCCGAGCUGCAAUCACCCAGACGAGCCGCGCCUCCACCACCAAUCCCAAUCCCAGUCCCCUCCAUUCAGCUACAUCCUCCAACUUCCGCUCCCACAACGCCGCGUGAAAAUCGACUUCCCCAGUAUUUCAAGGAUGUAGGCUGCCAAGUGAGCAUGCAGGUACCCGUACCGUCGAGGUCGAUAUCCGUUCAAACAGAGGAGAUCAGAGUGGAUAAACGAUUAAACUUGCUCCCACCACAUCUCCAGCCUUCCUCAAUAUCUUCAAACCCGCCAUCCCCGGAACCAGGGUAUUAUGAUGUGAACCGAUUUUCACCUGUUCCGGGAAAUAUCCCUCCACGAAGUCCUCGACGUCUGAACCGUCCAAGCAUGGACCAAGAGAUUCCAUCCUCACCACCUGAGCCCACUCGUGGCGAGACCCGUGACGCCUAUCCUGGGAAUAACGAUGAUGGAUUCCUGAACAAAGACAAGGGAUCAAUUCGACGCCCUCACCGUAUCAGCAGCUUGUUCGCGGGGUUCGAGAACGUCAGCUCUGAUGAUGCCGACGACUUUGCUGAUGGAGAUAUGAGUGACAAUGAUUACAGAACUCCUCUAUCAGCACCCAAUCCCCAGUCAGGCACGAACAGAGCCGGCAAGCACCGUGCAUCAGGACCAACAUCAGUCCCGGAGAAUUUGGCGCUUACCGAGGUUUCUAAAGCCACCCCAGGAAAGAGCUCAAUGAAGCAAAAUAGUCAAUACGACGAGUAUGGCGAUUAUGGCUCCGCCGAAGUUCAAUCAGACACGCAACGAACCUCGAUGAAGCCACUUCGUCAGCUCGAUAAGCCCCUAACCCUUGUUACUAAUAGCAAGCCAAAUACCAUGCGCCGUGCUGCUCUCAUCCAAAGUGGUGUAGCUGCACACCAAGGUCGUUCUCGAAGCCCCAGCAUCCCUGAGCUUUAUAAAGAGCCCCCUUUCCCGAUUCCUACUAGGGCUAGCUCUCGACGCCCGCCUGUCAGUACCAGUGCUCCAAGUGAUGGAAAUAGAAGCCCAACCUGGGGACGAGGGUCUGGUAGGGGUCACUACCGAGCAAACAGCAUCCGGAAAGUUCGCUCUGCAACGGCACUUCCCCGAGGCGGCCGAAGUUAUCGCCGCCAGGUUAGUCGAUCUCCUCCGCCAAUGUCGCCGUCAACAGAAGCUCCUGAAAGUCCUUCACUGCCACCGAUGCCUAGCAAUGAAAUCACAACUCCACGGUACAUGAGGGACACUGGCAGUAGUCGGUACCGAAGUCACCGAAAACAACCAUCCGCCACCACGGCCUAUACAGCUACCACGGCCUAUACAGCUAAUACGACCAACACUUCAAACACUGGCAGUGGAUCUGUUGGAAGCACCAACCAAGCUACGAGCGUUGUCGAUGCUAUUGCACAAACCAUGGUUGGCGAGUGGAUGUUCAAAUAUGUGAGACGACGCAAGUCAUUUGGUGUGGCCGAUGCCAGUGGCGCCGAGGGCGAUGGUGUGAACGGUGCCCGUCACAAACGCUGGGUCUGGCUUGCUCCUUACGAACGAGCUGUAAUGUGGAGCUCCAAGCAGCCAACAUCUGGGUCGGCACUAAUGGGUAAGACGGGUAGGAAGCUAGUGGCCAUUCAAUCAGUAUUGGACGUCAAGGAUGACAAUAGCCCCCCUAAAGGAUCAGGACCAAUCUUCAAUCGAUCAAUCCUGAUCUUAACUCCAGCCCGUGCCCUCAAGUUCACUGCUAUUUCACCAGAGCGGCAUUAUGUCUGGCUCACAGCCCUGUCCUUCCUCGCCCACUCAUCACAAGCCGUCCCAGAGAUAGUUCAAGCACCACUUCCAGCACCGCAACCCAUCAUUCCCAAUUUUGAAGUAGCUCAAGGCGGUGGCCGACUCCGCAGAAAUGGCAUCCGCGAUUCCAUUCGCGUAGCCAAAGGCAAAACCUUCACCGCACGCUCAGGCCCGACCAGCGUGCACUCCUCUCAGUAUGGCGGAACGGACCAAAGUAUCCGUGAAGUUGAAUCAAUCCGUUCUAGCCGCACAGAUCCAAUGCCCUCAGCGGCCGAUCCGCCCUUCGUACCUCGUUUCUCCGAACGAGUAAGUUCUCAUGGGCCCCCUCUUAGCCACAACAGGAAGCGUAGCAACACCGGCUCACGGAUUCCACCUCCUCUUUCAUUCCGUGGCUUCUCAAGUCCAACCGGCACAGGUAGUCACGCGCCUACAUCCAGCACUGCUGGUAUGAGUGUGGGCACUAAUGGUUCCUCCGACAUCUACCAAUCCCAGCCUGCUUCCUCAGUCUCAGCAGGCUACACAGGCAUGAGUGUUAGCGGUCGCUCAUCCGUCCGAACAUCGGAUGCUUCCAACAGGCCAGUCAAUAACUUCUUUGAUGCAGUAGGCACGAUGAGGAUGGAGGCUUUCAUUAGCCCCAUGGCAUCGCGUUUUGACGAGUUUCCCAAGGAGCAAGAACAAGUAAAUAUGGUGGGCAUACAUCGGAGAGGGAGCCGAGAAAGACGACGAAGGAGCCGGAAUAGAGACAGCUACUAUUCAAGCCGGGGACGACCGAGCGACGAUUGGUAUUCUGGAAGCAAGACCGCCGGCGAGGAAGAAUAUGGCCAUUUCGACAGUGGGUUCAGUCACGACCCAUUCCGAGGCUUUUGA
Messenger RNA from Lachnellula hyalina, 4083 nucleotides. Its product is annotated as Anucleate primary sterigmata protein A. The coding region runs from base 1 to 4083 and encodes 1360 amino acids. Lineage: Eukaryota; Fungi; Ascomycota; Leotiomycetes; Helotiales; Lachnaceae. Gene Ontology annotation, biological process: maintenance of protein location in cell cortex; dynein-driven meiotic oscillatory nuclear movement; establishment of mitochondrion localization. The transcript has 3 exons. Gene Ontology annotation, molecular function: tubulin binding; phospholipid binding. The record is from RefSeq and is a predicted model, not a curated record. Gene Ontology annotation, cellular component: cell cortex; mitochondrion.